UUGCCCCCCUACGAGCAACGUAGGACACUUGUACGGCGUAGCCAUGGGUGGUGUUCAGCCCCUCAACAAGGUCAAUGUGGUCAAGAAGCGCACCAAGAAGUUUGCGCGGCAUCAGACUGACCGGUUUAUGCGGAUCAAAAACUCGAGCUGGAGGAAGCCCAAGGGUAUCGAUGGACGCGUCCGCAGGCGCUUCAAGGGAUGCCUGCCUAUGCCCAACGUCGGAUACGGAUCCGACAAGCGCACCCGGAACAUCCUCCCCAACGGGUUUUACAAGUUCCUCGUCCACAACGUGAAGGAGCUCGAGCUGCUCCUCAUGCACAACAGGAAGUACGCGGCGGAGAUCGCCCACAACGUCUCCUCGCGCAAGCGCAAGGAGAUUGUGGAGCGCGCUGGACAGCUCCACAUCCGCGUCACCAACGCCGGCGCCAAGCUCAGCGCGGAGGAGGACGCUUAAGCCUGCCUUUGUGACUUCGAGCUGGUGCUGUUACGCCCAUGGCUUCCGUAGAGCUUAGUUCUUAGUGCGAGACUGGUGUCGCUGCUGUUGUUUCGUAUGAAGGUGGGUCGACUCGAGUCGAGCGCAGAUUUUCAUCGUCUGUGCGGAUGAUGGAUUGAUGCAUCAAGAGCUUUUUUCUCUGGUGGCUUCAAGGGGGGACGCGGGAAGAGGGGGGCACGGAUGAUUAUUUCUUUGUUCUUUCGUGGACCCGUCUCUUUCCUGUGCCGGUGCUUCAGGGGGCAUGGGGGGACAAGGACUAAUAUCGAGAGGUGUUUUUCCCAGUUUUAUUUUUUCGGUCCAGCUUGCCGGAACGCCGACGCACGUCUGUCGGUCCGUUUUUUCUCCAGGAUGCGCUUGUCCCAAGCCCAUCCGAUCGGUGUCUGAACCUGGGUGUACCAUCGUUGUCUUUUCUCCAUUCCCCACAAUGAGAAACGAGCACCUGGUAUAUCGCACGCCCUGGCAUUUUCUCGACAACCGCUGCUCGUCGGCAAAUGUCAGCCGAUGAACGCUACGGAAGCAGGAAGCAGCGCAGCAGCAGUAGAGUGACGGACGGACAUGCUGCCUUCGCUUAGCCUAGCUUAUCCCUCACGUUGAACCCCUCUACAGUAGCAUCUGAUGCGACCGACACAAGUUCCGACCGACGUGGUUUAUGUCGUCAAAUGGAGGUCGACAGCGUGAUCGGUGACAAACUUGGACAUGCUUUCUU
Ectocarpus siliculosus is the source of this 1199-nucleotide messenger RNA. NCBI's taxonomy places the organism in Eukaryota, Phaeophyceae, Ectocarpales, Ectocarpaceae. The record is from the annotation of a GenBank genome assembly.